CCCACUUCUAGGAACAUCUGUAAGAUAUCGUAGAGAAGGUUGGGUGUUGGAAUAUUGAUGUUAAUGAGUUAAUCGCCGGAAUCAUUGUUCAUCGACAUAUCCGAAAUCCUAGACAGCAACUAUCCAUUGACUUCAGGUCCAAUUUACGCUAUCUUACAUCUCUUAACUCGAAAUACUUUCUAUACGAAAGUUAUAGCCUUACAUCUUAGGAAUCCACAGAAUCAAACGGUUUGCAAUUCCGUGAAGAAACGAUGGAGAUGUGCCAAAAAUACCGGAGGCUGUCCAAUUGUGACGAGAUUGAUAAAGUUGGUGAAUUUCGACGUUGUUUCCACUCCCGCUCAUCCGUAAGGUUUCGACCUAUGAUUUCCAGGUAUGUACCUUUGCGUUAGACUUGUCGAAUCAUUCAUCACAUACAUACAUGAACAUAUAUGUUAUUCCAUAUGUUAAAACCAUUCCAAAAUAUAUAUGUGAUACAUAUAUAAGUUAUCUAUAUGUUGAGAUCAAAAUUCACCAAAUCCAUAAAGUUAAUAUACACAUAAGUAAAUAUAAACUUUGGAAAUCAACCCAACAAUAUGUAUAUGUUAAUCAAAGGUGCUUAAAAGACUUAAAGAAGUAUUUUGGACACUUAAAAUAUCAAGAGAAAGAUUCGCAGACCCAAACAGUCGACGCAAACGGUCGACCGUCGCGUUAAACAUCGAAAUGGACCCCGACUGUCAGACAAACGGUCGACCUCCAGUGGCCAACGGUCGACCGUCGCCUGUCCAGCCAAGUGCCGCCGUCCACCUCCAGUCAACAACGGUCGACCGCCGGUCAACCGCGGUCGACCGUCACGGUGAUCCACCAAUCCGACCUGAUGAAGACCAAGGUCGACCGUCGCGCCAAACGGUCGACUGUUCUGAGCCCCGUAGCUUAAUUAAAUGAUAUUUUAAUCAUGUUUCAUCCAAAUAAACUAAUGCAUGAUUA
Cuscuta campestris is the source of this 963-nucleotide messenger RNA. The record is from the annotation of a GenBank genome assembly. Lineage: Eukaryota; Viridiplantae; Streptophyta; Magnoliopsida; Solanales; Convolvulaceae.